Molecule: messenger RNA, 1177 nt
Organism: Cynara cardunculus var. scolymus (artichoke)
Lineage: Eukaryota; Viridiplantae; Streptophyta; Magnoliopsida; Asterales; Asteraceae
Product: PHD finger protein ALFIN-LIKE 1-like
Exons: 5
Coding region: 226-948 (240 amino acids)
Biological process (GO): regulation of DNA-templated transcription
Cellular component (GO): nucleus
Molecular function (GO): transcription coregulator activity; transcription cis-regulatory region binding; histone binding
Source: RefSeq, a predicted model, not a curated record
UCAAAUCCGUAAUGAAGGUCAAAAUUCCUUUAGAUAGCUACUUCUUCACCAUAUUUGUCCCCUCCUUCUGACGCCCAACUGCCCUAACAAACCGUCGGAUCCCUUCUAACACAACCUCCAAAUCCAUCCAUGGCGGAACAAUUUCCACCGUUCAUCCAUCUGUAGUCCGUUCUCAUCAACCGGUUUCUCAGAUCUGUGAACCUUUGUUUCUGUUUACUAUUUAUAAUGGCUACGAUAUCUUCAAGCCCGCGCACCGUCGAGGAGAUCUUCAAGGAUUACAGUGCUCGACGCUCUGGUAUCGUACGAGCUCUCACUUACGAUGUCGAUGAAUUUUACUCAACUUGCGAUCCAGAGAAGGAGAAUUUAUGUUUAUAUGGGCAUCCGAAUGAGACGUGGGAAGUAACACUGCCAGCAGAGGAAGUCCCUCCUGAGCUUCCAGAACCUGCAUUGGGGAUUAAUUUUGCCAGAGAUGGGAUGCACAGAAGAGACUGGCUGUCUUUGAUUGCUGUGCAUACAGAUUCUUGGUUGCUAGCUGUUGCUUUCUACUUUGGUGCCCGCCUUAAUAGGAAUGAGAGGAAGCGUCUAUUCAGCCUGAUAAACGAUCUGCCGACUGUGUUUGAAGUUGUAACAGAACGAAAGCCCAUCAAGGACAAACCGAACAUGGAUGGUGGUAACAAAUCCAAGACCAGCACAAAGCGGUCAAGUGACGGGCAAGUAAAAAGCACUCCAAGGCCUUAUGACGAGAGUUACGUGGAAGAUGAAGAGGAGCAUGGAGAAACCCUUUGUGGGAGCUGUGGUGGGAAUUACAGCGGUGACGAGUUCUGGAUUGGGUGCGACAUAUGCGAAAGGUGGUAUCAUGGCAAGUGUGUGAAAAUCACACCUGCGAAAGCCGAAAGUAUCAAACAGUACAAAUGUCCAUCGUGCAGCGCAAAGAAGGUUCGGCCAUAAUAUGCCAAAAUCUCUUUAACCCGUAAGACGUUUUCCCCUGAAAGUUCUAUAAUAUUUAUAAUGGUAGUGAGUAGUGAUAGGUGGAGGAAUUGAUGCUGAUAUAUGUAGUGAUUUAGUUUGGGGUGGAUAGGGUUAUUAUAAGCUCAAUGUUUCGAUUCUGGCAUAGAUUGCUUACCUUUUAUAUUGUAUGUUUGUUAGCUUGGUGGAAUCAUAGACGUACUUUUCAACU